AUGCGGAACCGCGGCCCCGGCCGGUGGAAGGACCGGGAGUGGCGCUGGGGCAACGUGAUAUUGCCGCUGCACCUGCCGGAUCCCAAGGAGGUGCCGCCCCCCGAGCAGAAGCCCCUCGGCGAGGUGGCGCUGCUGUGCAUCAACCAGAUGGCAGCGAAGAACUCGCUUCCGAAGCUGUCGGAGAGCAUCGCGGAGCUGCAGAAGGAAGGCCAGCUGGCCGAUUCCGACGCCGGGUGCGUCACGGAGCAGAGAUUCCGUGAGGUCUUGAAGGAUGCGCUCACCCAGGUGUGCACGCCCGAGGAUCGGAGAAGUCCUGAUCCUUGCGCCCGGGGCGCCGCGCGGAGCGAGCUCUUCAGCCAUGGCUUCUCGAGGCUCGAGGUCCUGUUCUGCCUGGUCCUGUUCCGCCCGGUCCUGUUCCGCCCGGUCCUGUUCCGCCGGUCCUGCUCCGCUGGGCCUGUUCCGCCCGGCGCGUACCGGGCGGGCACCGAGGCGACCCACCUGCCCGUCACGAGGUGCCCACGAGGGGUCGAGGCCGCGCGCGCCGAGGCCCCCGCCGCGCCGCCGCCUGGGGGCCCGCCGGAGGACGAGCUCCCCCCGAAGCGGCUGCGUCUGCUGCGCCGGACCACCGACGAGGCGCAGGACAUCGCCGAGAGGGAGCGCAACCCACUGGAGGACAUACUCGGCGUUCAGGGCGCCCGCGAGUACCUCGAAGCGACGAAGGACCUGAAGCGGCCAGGCAUGGUGGGCGCGCAGCCCGAGCCAGACGACCCUCAACGUGAGUUGUUACGCGUUUGGGAGUUGAAGAUGAAGGAGCUCGUGGCCCGAGGCACCGGGCAGGAGGACUUCGUCGUGGUGCAGGUGAUGGAGCGCGCCCGGCGAGGCCUGCCCUGGGGCCGAGGGCUGCCGGUGCUGAGCCUCGAGGAGGCGAACGCCCUGCUGCUCCGCUGCGGUGCUGGAGAUGCCCUCGCUCGCGAGGAUGAUCGCCGGAUGGCCGUCCAGGUCAUGCCCAACACGGCGUCCGUGUUAGAGGCUGCGCUCGGCAAACCCCCGGCGCCGCCCCUGCCGCCGCAGAAGAGGGCGGCGGCGGCGGCGGGCUCCAAGGUGGCGGCCGCGCCGCCCGCGCCGGCGCUCAGCCUGAAGGGGCCCCUCACGGCGUCGCUCAUGGGCGAGGACGACGAGGUCCCCUUCGCCGAGCUCGCCAGGAGGCAGCAGCGCGGGGCGAAGUGA
Prorocentrum cordatum is the source of this 1227-nucleotide messenger RNA. The record is from the annotation of a GenBank genome assembly. NCBI's taxonomy places the organism in Eukaryota, Dinophyceae, Prorocentrales, Prorocentraceae.